AAACUAGAGAAGUGUGUACUGGUUUCGCUUUUCAAGGGAUUUGGAAAUAGGAAGAUGGAGAUCAACUGCGACGGGCUUGGAGGUUCUUACGCCGCUUGGGGUGUGCCAAAAGCUGGCUGUUACAGAGACGUGGAAUGGGGUUUUGGUAAAUUGGGUGGAUUCGGGGAAGACGAUUUCCUCAAUAGAUUCUCGUUUUCUAGUUAUGAGAUGCUUUACGAUACAGUGAAUUGGGUUGGUAGUGGUAAUGGUAAUGGCUCUGUGAUGGGUAACACUUUGUUCAAUGAUUUUGUGGGUUUUGGUGAAAUCACUGGGAACACUGUGUUUAGCAGUUUGCCUGAGGAUCCGUUUUGUAUGAACAUCAGAUCGACUCUGAACACAAUCUCAGAUUGGUUUCAUGAGAAUCAGAUGGAUUUAGUAUCAUCAGAUUCUCAGGAUGAACCAGUGGGUACUAGUACGAUGUUGCAGCAGCAAAUCAGCGACCUGAAGUUUAAUGGCUUUGAAGGAUUGGGUGAAGUCGCAUUGCCUGAGGACCCAUUUUGCAUGAAAGUUAGAUCGACCUUGAACACAAUCUCGGAUUGGUUUCAUGAGAACCGGAGGGAUCUAGUAUCGGAAUCUCACGGUGACCCAGUUUGUGCUGUCGACGGGAAACAGCAACUCGAGGGCAGUGAUGUUGACGAUGAUGGUGGUGAAGAACCUCAUGACGCCUUUGAGUUAGUCCUUCCGUAUCUGGAGAUGAAAGAUGUUCUUGCGGUUGAAGGAGUUUGUAGGUCCUUGCGUGACUCGGUCAGAAAAGAGCCUUUUUUAUGGAGAGCCAUUGACCUCAGUGAUUCUUCUCUUAAGUACAGAGUAACUGAUGAUUCUCUCUUGAAGUUAACACGCCGCGCUCAAGGUAAGCUUCAGUGUUUGAAUCUGGGAGGAUGUGUAAGCAUCACUGAUAAUGGCAUGAUGCAAGUGCUUGCAAGCAAUCCGCAUCUCACAAAGCUGAGCGUAUCGGGAUGUCUUGGACUAAGCACAGCAGGAAUGUUGUCCAUUUUAAGGGACUUGAAAUCCUCAAACCGACUUGGAGUGAAAAGCCUUAUCACAGGUGGGGCAUUAUAUUUCACAAAGGAGCAAUUUAAAGAGCUGAACUUGUUACUUGGAUCAGAUGCCAAAGCGGGUGCAAAAUCGAGGAGGCAGAGAUUGUAUACAUCUUGUAGAUCAGAGUUCUCUUUAGAUGACGAUCGAGUUACUGACCUGGAGAUAUGCCCGUGGUGUGAGAAACCAAGUCUGGUGUUUGAUUGUGCAGCAGAGAGCUGUCCACUGAAGGAACAUCCUUGUCCUAAAUCAUCGUGCAGAGCUUGCAUAGUCUGCAUAGAGCGUUGUCACGACUGUGGGAGUUGCUUGAAUGACUGCGAGCACAAGCCGUUCUGCUUUGCAUUCAGCUGUGUCAUCUGCUACAAGAAGAGGUCUAAUCAGUUACAAGAGUUGCUUUAA
Messenger RNA from Thlaspi arvense, 1473 nucleotides. The record is from the annotation of a GenBank genome assembly. NCBI's taxonomy places the organism in Eukaryota, Viridiplantae, Streptophyta, Magnoliopsida, Brassicales, Brassicaceae.